Molecule: messenger RNA, 2851 nt
Organism: Daldinia loculata
Lineage: Eukaryota; Fungi; Ascomycota; Sordariomycetes; Xylariales; Hypoxylaceae
Product: WD40-repeat-containing domain protein
Exons: 5
Coding region: 572-2371 (599 amino acids)
Molecular function (GO): protein binding
Source: RefSeq, a predicted model, not a curated record
AUAGUUCCAAUCCAGCUCGUGCCUAGCCCCCGAGCCCUGGUCAAACAAAUCUUGAGUAUUACCUACCAACCUUGGAUCUCGUCUCCUCUUCUUCUACCAUCCCUUCCCUUUUUUUUCAACUGUUUUUUUUCUUCUACUUUCUCAACACCAACGCCUCAUUUCCAGCCUAAUCAAUAUCGCCCCAUAACAGCAACUAUCUAUCCAGUUGUUACCAGCUGAACGGCAACCAAUACACGAUUGCGCGUCUGCCGCUCUUCACCUCCAACAUCGAUCCUCGCGUUCUUUCACACGACUAUACCCACUGUUGUCUGACGGGACCCUGCAAAGUUUCGUCUCGUCUUGCUCGCGUUGCAAUUGGGUCGUGUGGAAGGGUGUUCCCUUGUUGUGCCAAGUUGAAUAGGAGCUGGAGGGACCCUGCAUAAGAUAUCAAACUAUCUGCGACUAUUCUAUCCAUCGUUUAUCGUCACCGUCACUUAGAAAUCGUGAUAUCGCAAUACCGCAGCCUUGUUUGGAUUUAAUCUGUACCCCAAUCCCGAGAUAGGUCGUCCGCGCAACGAUACCACAUCCGACAAUGUCUAUGUAUCCGCACCGCGGCUUGCCGCAAAAUGCGGCGCGUUUGAACGAGCUUCUUGAUCAGAUUCGCACGGAGUUUGAUAACCAAGUCCGAAUCAACGAGGGGUAUGAGCAACAAAUUCAACAACAAGUGCAAGAGGCCCAACUUAUUCGUGAGAAGGUUUAUCAACUGGAGCAGCAACAUAUUAAUAUAAAAGCAAAGUACGAAGAGGAGAUGGUUUUACUUCGCCGCCAACUCGAGGCCGCGCGAGGAGGUGCCCCUCAACCUGCUAUACCUGGUCCGCCUCAACAUGGCGGUCCAUCUGCGGGUCCUCCCCCUCCUUCAAUCGGUAUGGGCAAUAACCUAUUUAGUGGAAUAAUGACCGGUCAGGGAGGCCAAGGCGGUGGUCUGCCACCCCAACCCAACCCGCAGGAUCAGGCCCCUCCCGGGCCUCAGCAUCAAAUGCCACAGCCGCCCCCGGGUUUGCAAGGUCCGCCUCCGCCUCCACCCCCGCCAGCACAGCAGCCCCCCUUUCAGCAGCCUUACCAGGGUCCGGCUCCCGGCGGGUUCCCCGGGCAGCCUCCCCAGAGCACUGCUUCACCCGGGCCAGGCAAGCGCGGUAUCGGUAGGCCACCCGCCGGUGGCCCUGCAACUCCUCAGAUCAACACUCCGAUGCCCUAUGCCGGCCCCGGAGCCUCGCCGCAGGUAGCAAAUCAUCCGACGCCGGACCAUAGAGCUCUGCCACCUCACCCUGGCCCGAUGGUCAACAACGCUCUUGGUGAUUUAGAUGUCGAACGUCUCCCGGCUCAUGUAAAGAAGACUCGAGACGAUUGGUUUGUGAUCUUCAACCAACAUGUUCCGCGCAUGCUCGAUGUCGAUCUAGUUCACACAUUGAACCACGAGAGCGUUGUGUGCUGUGUGAGGUUCAGCCAUGACGGCAAGUAUGUGGCAACUGGUUGUAAUAGGUCCGCCCAAAUUUACGACGUUGCGACCGGCGAGAAGGUAUGCGUUCUCCAGGAUGAGAAUGUUGAUAUUAGUGGAGAUUUGUACAUCCGUAGUGUGUGUUUCAGCCCCGAUGGUAAGUAUCUAGCUACUGGUGCUGAGGACAAGCUCAUUCGCGUCUGGGAUAUUGCUACCCGUACGAUUCGUAAUACUUUUGCCGGUCACGAGCAAGAUAUCUACUCGUUGGACUUUGCUCGAGAUGGACGAACCAUAGCCUCCGGCAGUGGUGAUAGGACCGUUCGAUUGUGGGAUAUUGAACAGGGUACAAACAUGCUUACCCUUUCUAUUGAAGAUGGUGUUACGACUGUUGCUAUCUCCCCUGAUACGAAGUAUGUUGCUGCGGGUUCGCUUGAUAAGAGCGUCCGCGUUUGGGACAUUCAUCAAGGAUACCUCCUGGAGCGGCUCGAAGGGCCGGAGGGCCACAAGGACAGUGUUUACUCUGUAGCCUUCUCUCCUAAUGGCAAGGACCUAGUAAGCGGAAGUCUAGAUAAGACUAUCAAGAUGUGGGAGUUAUCGACCCCCAGAGGAGGGGUACAGAACCCGGGCCCUAAGGGAGGCCGAUGCGUCAAGACGUUUGAAGGACACAGAGAUUUCGUACUUAGCGUAGCGCUCACUCCCGAUGCCAACUGGGUCAUGUCUGGCUCCAAGGAUAGAGGUGUACAGUUCUGGGACCCCCGAACUGGGUUUACUCAACUCAUGCUUCAAGGUCACAAGAACUCAGUCAUCUCGGUGGCUCCUAGCCCUACAGGCGGCUACUUUGCAACUGGCUCUGGCGACAUGAGGGCGCGCAUCUGGUCUUAUCGCUCGAUAUCUUAGCAAGGGAGUCAGUCGGAACAGCUUACGCGUCUGGCCCAAGAAGCGACUAGAAAAGGGCGUACUCCACUCCCGCUCAAAAAAUAGCCCGAGAUGAUGGGUACAUAGGUUCAAGAAGAUGGGGUUACGUAUUUAGUUACUACAAAGGGGUUUAGGAGAGAAGACGGCUCUACGCCGGACCUGGAGUUGAUGCCGGUCUUAGGAUCUUAGAGGUCUUUUGUUUUUGCUAAAGCGAAAGCCACACGCUUCCUUAGACGAUGUGCGAAGGUGUGGAUAACAACUAUGCAACUUGGAGAAGAUGAGGCAAAGAAAAAGUUUGUAGUUGGUCUCUUGUUGGCUUGGGCGAGGCUUUGAAAGCGGGGAGGGGCUGGGUUUUUAAUCUCAGGUGUUCAGCAGCAAUGGUGGCAGUCCCUUGUCACAAGUGUAUUGCAAGACAGGCUUUUGAUAGUAAUGCAGAACCAAAUGAUAGAUCCAAUCAAUGAC